Capsella rubella is the source of this 2020-nucleotide messenger RNA. RefSeq names its product acidic leucine-rich nuclear phosphoprotein 32-related protein. Gene Ontology annotation, cellular component: nucleus. Lineage: Eukaryota; Viridiplantae; Streptophyta; Magnoliopsida; Brassicales; Brassicaceae. Gene Ontology annotation, molecular function: histone binding. Bases 293 to 1684 code for a protein of 463 amino acids. The record is from RefSeq and is a predicted model, not a curated record. The transcript is spliced from 2 exons.
UUCCUCACGAGGUUUUAGUGGCGACUGGGUGGUGACCGUACAAAUUAGGGUUUCGGUUUUCAAAAGAGGGGCUUUUCUGCUUUUUCUCGAUUCUCUGUUCUCUUAAUCAAACUCUUACGCUUCAUCGAGAUUUCGCUGUUUUUUUACCUUUUUCGCUGUGUUGUGAAACCUUCUUCUCCGCGAGUUUCGAUAGCUGCUGUGUUCUCUGUUUCAGAGAGAGGGAGGUGAAUACGUUUACAUCGCGGUGUGCUGUGAGCUAUUUGAAAGGUGGGUUUGGUUUUAUUUUUGUUUGAUGGAUGAGAUUUGGGAAAGAGCUGUGGAAGCGGCUCUAGAUGGUCAAACGGAUAGGUUAGCUACACGGACGCUAACACUUGAUGGUGCUGUGAAAUGCGUUCAGGGACGUUUACCACCGCCUAGUGUUCUCGAGAGGUUUCAGAAUCUUCAGCAUCUUUCUGUAGCUAACAUCGGUGUUUCUUCGCUUGAGCAGUUCCCAAAGCUUGGUAAUCUACAGAAGCUGAUCUUAUCUGAUAAUCGGAUCACUGUGGGUUUGGAGUUUCUCGUUGAAGCUGGGCUUGAUUCGCUCCGUGAUUUGGAUUUGUCCAAUAACCGGAUCCAGUUUGUUGAGGAUCUAGCUCCUUUGGCUGAGCUGAAGCUUGUCUCUCUUGAUCUGUAUGAGUGUCCUGUGACUAGGGUUAAGGAUUAUCGAUCUAGGGUUUUUGGGUUGAUUAAAACUUUGAAGUAUUUAGAUAAGACGGAUGCUGAAGGGAAUGAGAGGCCUGAAUCUGAUGAUGAAGAUGAUGAGGAAGAUGAGGAGGAUGAAGAGGAGGAGGAGGAAGGUGACGAGGAGGAUCCUGGAAGUGGAGAGAUUGAUGGAGAUGAGAGAACAGAAGCUCCUUGGAUGAGUAAUGGCCAUAGUGAAAGGCUAGAUGGGGUUGUGGAUGUUGAUGAGGAUGAAGAGAGUGAUGCAGAGGAUGAUGAGUCAGAGCAGGCUGCUGGAGUGAAUGGGACGAGUUAUCGGCCUAAUGGAUUCCGUCUUCAAGCUGUAAAUGGGGAAGAAGUUGGGGAAGAUGAUGGGGAUGAUAGUGAGUCUGGGGAGGAGAUUGAUGAGGAGGAAGUAGGGGAAGAUAAUGAUGUAGUUGAGGUGCAUGAAAUUGAAGAUAGUGAUAAUGAGGAAGAUGGGGUUGAUGAUGAAGAAGAUGACGAAGAGGAUGAGGAGGAAGAGGAAGUUGAUAAUGCUGAUCGUGGUCUUGGUGGGUCAGGGACUACAGGCAGGUUGAUGAACGCAGGAGAGAUUGAUGGGCAUGAGCAAGGAGAUGAUGAUGAAGAUGGUGAUGGAGAGACUGGGGAAGAUGACCAAGGGGUUGAGGAUGAUGGGGAGUUUGGGGAUGAAGAUGAUGAUGGUGAAGAUGAGGAUGAAGAAUCAGGUGAAGGGUACCUUGUUCAGCCAGUGUCUCAAGUAGAGGAUCAUGAUGUUGUGGGUAGUGACAUUGAGCCAAUCAAUGAGGACAUCGAUCCGGAUGAAGAAGAAGAAGUUGAAAAUGACCUGCCAAUCCCUGACCAGUCCUUGCCAUCAUCAUCUCGCUCAAAGAGAAAACGAGAUGAUGAUGAUGAUGGUGAGGAUGAUGAUGAUGACGAUGAUGAUGAUGACGACGAUGAUGAUGGUGUUGACGAUGAGGAAGGCUGAACAGGACACAUAUUAUUACAGAUCAGAAUCUCUAGUUUGCUGAGUAUUAGAUGGAGAAGAAGCUCUGCCCCUUCUGGAAUAGGGCGGCUAUAUCUGAAUGUUCAAAAUGUCAGUUAUGGUCAGGCUGGUGCAUUUUCAAAUGACGGUUACUCAGCUUGGAUUUACCGCCCUUUUAGAAACCCCACUUUAUGGAGGGAAAGAAAAAACAACAAAAACUAGAAAAAAAAAAAGAGACCAAAGGAAGAGAGUUUGGGAGACCUUGUUUCUCUGUUAGAGGGUCUUGUAAGAUGCUUAUGUGGAUAAAUCUUUUGAGUUAUAUCAGUCUUUUGUUUUACA